AUGGCUCUCAUUACACUGCUCUUUCUAAUACUGCUCCAAAUCACUAUAAUCCUCAUCACCACAUGCAGUAUUCCGACCGGUGCGGCAACCGUGCCGAAUUUCACCUCCAUUCUCAUCUUCGGCGAUUCCACUGUUGAUACCGGGAAUAACAACUUCGUCGAUACGGUUUUUAAAGCAAAUCACGAACCGUAUGGCCAAGAUUUCCCAGGUCACAUUCCUACGGGUAGGUUUUCGAAUGGAAAACUCAUUCCGGACUUUGUAGCAUACUUUCUAGGCAUUAAACAAACAGUCCCUCCUUCUCUAGACCCGAGUCUCUCGAAAGAUGACCUUCGAACCGGUGUAAGUUUCGCAUCGGCUGGAUCCGGAUAUGAUGAGAUCACCACUGUCAUGACAGGAGCGAUCCCGCUGCCGAAGCAACUCCAGCAAUUCAGGAGUCAUAGAGAAAACCUUAGUAGGAUUUUUGGUGAAGUUGAAGCUCAAAACAUCAUUGAAAAGUCUUUGACAAUCGUCAGUGCAGGGACCAACGACUUUGGUUUCAAUUACUACCUCUUGCCGAUGCGUAAACAACAGUACGAUGUUAGCGGCUUUCAAGAUUUUAUGCUAAAAGCAUUACAAGACUUCGUCAAGGAACUAUACAAGCAGGGCUGUCGUAAAAUCGUCAUAGCAGGACUUCCUCCAAUGGGAUGUGUUCCGGUCCUAAUCACGGAAAGACUUAAGCCCUUCGAUCGAAGUUGUUUGGAGGACGAGAACGCCGACGCCCGGUCCUACAACAAAAAGCUUUUGAACUUGCUACCACCACUGGAGGCUAAGCUCCCUGGGGCCAAAAUCGUGUAUGCCGACAUAUACACACCGUUACUGGACAUGACGACUAAUCCGAAAAAAUAUGGUUUCACGGAGACAAAUAAAGGAUGCUGCGGGACUGGAUUAGUCGAAGCUGCAUUUUUGUGCAAUGCAGAGACUCCAGUUUGUGAGAAGCCUUCAGAGUUCAUGUUUUGGGACAGUAUUCAUCCAAGCGAGACAGCUUACAGGGCCCUGUGUGAUUGGUUGGUAAACCGAAUCCUUCAAAAGCUUACUUUGAAGUAA
Messenger RNA from Hibiscus syriacus, 1083 nucleotides. Its product is annotated as GDSL esterase/lipase At2g31550-like. The record is from RefSeq and is a predicted model, not a curated record. Gene Ontology annotation, molecular function: hydrolase activity, acting on ester bonds. Lineage: Eukaryota; Viridiplantae; Streptophyta; Magnoliopsida; Malvales; Malvaceae. Bases 1 to 1083 code for a protein of 360 amino acids. The transcript is spliced from 3 exons.